CGUGCAGCAUCUCCUACUGCUUAACAGGGCUACUAGCACUAGCUAUGAUGCGCAGCCGUUGCUCCGUAGAGGCCAAAACAAGCGGAUUUGCUACCUAGCUCCCCACCGUACUUCCUGCUGGAGGAACGGGAAGUGGAGCGGCCGCGAGCGUGCUCCUGCCAGCACUCCUGUUCUGUUGUCUGCUGCGCCUCUGCCUGGGCAUCUGCCGUAGCCAGUGCAAUGCAUCUGACUGCAAGAGCCUGGGGUUGGAGUAGGUGGGUGCUCCCUUGCAACCGGCGCUCCUGCAUCGGUCCCUGUAGCAUCUCCUGAGGAGAGGAGCUGGGAAUGGCAAAGCUGUGAGUUUCCCCGUAGCCUUCCUUUUUCUGCCAUUUCCUAUAGUCCAACCAGGGGCACCCCUGCAGCACCCCUACUAGGAAAGAAGCCGGGGCAGGCAUCCAGUAGCUGCAGCAAGGUGCCCGCUUGACCUUUGCAAACACAGAGCCUGGGUAAUGUGAGCAAAAGCCCCAACUGUGCUUUUGUCUGGCUUGAGGCAGAGGGGGUCGCUCAGGAAUCAGACGGACCACGGCAGCCGCCAGGAGCUCUGUAUGCCAGAGCGAAGCACCUGCUACGAGAGAGCAAAUAAGCCAAAUCAUGCGGCUGGCAACCAAGCUUUACGUGUUCCUUCCCCGUGACCCACUCGAAGGAGGAAGCUGAAAGCUGCAGCUCAGCUGCUUGCUGUUUCCAUUCCAGCCCAAUGCAGGGGAAUAAAUAGCUUUUCCCGUGAAGCCGACAGCCUCCUUGCUAGCUCCACGCUCCCUGUGGAACACGGAGACUCGCCCGGGAGCAGCCUAUGCCUGGCUUAAAAACCCAAAGGAUCCCCCAGACAAGUAGCUCCAGGCUCCUUCUGCUAUGGAGAGAGAGAUCCCCGUCUUCCGAGUUAGGUCCCAAUUAAUGGAUUCUGACAUGGAUUAUGAGAGGCCAAACGUAGAAACUAUCAAGUGCGUCGUGGUUGGGGACAACGCCGUGGGCAAGACCAGGCUCAUUUGUGCCCGUGCCUGCAAUGCCACGCUGACCCAGUACCAGCUUCUCGCCACCCACGUGCCCACGGUCUGGGCCAUCGACCAGUACCGCGUUUGCCAGGAGGUGCUGGAGCGCUCGCGAGACGUGGUGGAUGAUGUGAGCGUGUCCUUGCGACUCUGGGAUACCUUCGGAGACCAUCACAAAGACAGGCGCUUUGCUUAUGGCAGGUCAGAUGUUGUGGUGCUGUGCUUCUCCAUUGCUAACCCCAACUCCCUACACCACGUGAAGACCAUGUGGUACCCCGAGAUCAAGCACUUCUGUCCCCGAGCACCCGUCAUCCUCGUGGGCUGCCAGCUCGACCUUCGCUAUGCUGACCUAGAGGCAGUCAACCGAGCCCGGAGACCCUUGGCUAGACCCAUCAAGCCCAAUGAGAUUUUACCCCCCGAGAAGGGGAGGGAAGUGGCCAAGGAGCUGGGCAUCCCCUACUACGAGACCAGCGUGGUGGCUCAGUUCGGUAUCAAGGACGUCUUUGACAACGCCAUCCGGGCGGCCCUCAUCUCCCGCCGGCACCUGCAGUUCUGGAAGUCUCACCUCCGUAACGUCCAGCGGCCGCUGCUCCAGGCUCCUUUCCUGCCCCCGAAGCCCCCGCCGCCAAUCAUCCUGGUGCCAGACCCUCCUUCCAAUAACGAGGAGCGCCCGGCUCACCUGCUGGAGGACCCACUGUGCGCAGACGUCAUCCUGGUGCUGCAAGAGAGGAUCAAAAUCUACGCACACAAGAUCUACCUCUCCACCUCCUCCUCCAAGUUCUACGACCUGUUCCUGAUGGACCUGAGCGAGGACGACCAGCAGGGCACGGCAGGGAGUGGCGCAGGAGCCACCGUCUCCACUGCCGCCGAGCGGGUGCUGCACCAGGAGGAGAGGCACCACGGGCGCGACUUCCUCCUGAGAGCCGCCAGUUUUGACAUCUGCGAGAGCGCCGAGGAGGCCGGCUCCGGCCAGCGAAAACCGUGCCUUAGAGCGUCCACCAGCGACGGGAUCCUAAGGGGCAACAGCUAUGAGAACGGGGAGCGGGGGCUGCGGCGGGGGAGAGACCUCUCCUCCUGGAGCCGGGCUUUUGUCAGCAUCCAGGAGGAGAUGGUGGACGACCCUCUAACCUACAAGUCCAAACUUAUGGUGGUGGUGAAAAUGGACCCCUCCAUUCAGCCGGGGCCCUUCCGGGCUGUGCUCAAGUACCUGUACACGGGGGAGCUGGACGAGGAGAGGGACCUCAUGCACAUUGCCCACAUAGCGGAGCUGCUGGAGGUCUUCGAUCUCCGGAUGAUGGUGGCCAACAUCCUGAACAACGAGGCGUUCAUGAACCAGGAGAUCACCAAAGCCUUCCACGUCAGGAGGACCAACCGUGUGAAGGAGUGCCUGGCCAAGGGGACCUUUUCUGAUGUCACCUUUAUCCUGGAUGACGGUGCUAUCAGUGCCCACAAGCCCUUGCUGAUCUCCAGCUGCGACUGGAUGGCUGCUAUGUUCGGAGGUCCCUUUGUGGAGAGCUCUACCAAGGAGGUGGCGCUCCCCUACACCAGCAAGAGCUGCAUGCGGGCCGUGCUCGAGUACCUGUACACGGGACAGUUCAGCUCCAGCCCAGACCUCGACGACAUGAAGCUCAUCAUCCUGGCUAACCGGCUGUGUCUGCCGCACCUCGUGGCUCUCACAGAACAGUACACGGUGACGAGCCUGAUGGAGGCAUCCCAGAUGAUGGCAGAUAUCGACGGGGAUGUCCUCGUGUUCCUGGAGUUGGCUCAGUUCCACUGCGCGUACCAGCUUGCAGACUGGUGCCUCCAUCACAUCUGCACCAACUACAACAACGUCUGUCGGAAGUUCCCUCGGGAUAUGAAGGCCAUGUCAGCAGAGAACCAGGAGUACUUUGAGAAGCACCGCUGGCCUCCAGUGUGGUACCUGAAAGAAGAGGAUCACUACCAGCGGGCCAAGAAGGAGCGUGAGAAAGAAGACUACCUCCACCAGAAACGGCAGCCCAAGAGGAGAUGGCUCUUCUGGAAUGCCUCCUCCUCCCCUUCGGCCUCCCCUUCCUCAUCUGCAGCCACAGCCUCCUCCUCGUCUUCCUCCUCGUCCUCCUCCGCUGUAGUUUGAAAGCCCCCUCAUCUUGGCUCCAGUGAGGAAGAGGGGGCCGAGUGCCCUGCAUCAGUGUCUGGUCCGCCAUGCUUGGAGAAGACACCACCAGCUAAGCCCCGUGGCAGAGAAAGAGAGGUCGUAGCAGGGAGGGCGAGUACCAUACGGGGGGGCUCAGGAUCCAGAGCUCCUGGGCCUGGCUGGGAGCUCUCCGGGACCCUGACCCCUUCUGUAGCUGCUCCGCUGGAGACGUGCAAGGUGGCUGCUGAGCGCUGUGCCCCAAGCAGGCUGCUGACAUGCUAGAGACUUGGUGGAGUUUCAUCAGCAGGAGAAACUCAGUUUACAGGAGCACGACAGAGGAGGGAUUUUUUUUAAACUCUUCAGCAAAAGUGAAAUUCUUCCUGAGUCCAUGUUAUUUUUUUAACCAGGAGUCACAGGCUCAUCUGCUUUGCCUGAUGGCUUCCGACUCCUUUCCCCCACUUUGCGUAUGGUUCAGAGCCCAGCAGAUCCCAGUCCUGUCCUGUCCCCUCCCUUGGAGCUAGUCAGGGAGCAGCUCUACCCCUUUGCACUUACCGCCCUGGCUCUGAACUUGCAGACGGUUGCUUGGGCAGGGUGCAUCCUAAGCCCACGCAAGUCCAACCUCAGUGAAGACCACAGGAGGGAUGCAGACAUACGGCAGGUGCAGCGCUGCUCUUCGACUCAGAACUGAGCUCCUUGGUGCAGGUGGGAGUCGAGUCAUGGAGCAGCUAACCCCACUGCCCCCAUCCCAGGCUUCUGCCCUCCUCCCUGCUUCAAGUAUGGGCAGCGGGAGCAGAAGGGAAAGCAGUCAACACCACAAGGGCCUACCCCAGUUCCCAAUCGGGUCAGCCUGCAGCGUCUCCCCCUAAGCAAGGAGAGUUAGAGGCAAGGGCAUUGCUUUUUUCCUUUCCCAGUUCAGAAGGACACUAGGGGCUGGGCUGCUUCUGCAACCCUGGGGAAUCCCAUAGUCUGAAUCUUUUUUUACACACACGAAAUAAGCAAAGAAAGAAAAGACACAAACCCAUGAAACCAACCCUACUACCAAAACACCCAGUUGGGAUUUUAGCUCAGAAGGCUCUGUUGUAAUAAACGGUAUUUUAAAAGAC
Messenger RNA from Gavialis gangeticus (Gharial), 4241 nucleotides. It is a transcript of the gene RHOBTB2, whose product is annotated as Rho related BTB domain containing 2. Lineage: Eukaryota; Metazoa; Chordata; Crocodylia; Gavialidae. Gene Ontology annotation, biological process: small GTPase-mediated signal transduction. Gene Ontology annotation, molecular function: protein binding; GTP binding; GTPase activity. The coding region runs from base 889 to 3138 and encodes 749 amino acids. The record is from RefSeq and is a predicted model, not a curated record. The transcript has 10 exons.